Molecule: messenger RNA, 4508 nt
Organism: Anguilla anguilla (European eel)
Lineage: Eukaryota; Metazoa; Chordata; Actinopteri; Anguilliformes; Anguillidae
Product: zinc finger protein 2 homolog
Exons: 7
Coding region: 1099-3930 (943 amino acids)
Biological process (GO): negative regulation of transcription by RNA polymerase II; regulation of cytokine production; regulation of immune system process
Cellular component (GO): nucleus
Molecular function (GO): DNA-binding transcription repressor activity, RNA polymerase II-specific; RNA polymerase II cis-regulatory region sequence-specific DNA binding
Source: RefSeq, a predicted model, not a curated record
UUGACUCUCCAUGAGCUUGUUCAAAAGGGUUUUGAAGCCCAGGAAGUGCAGUUUGUGGGUGCCGCCAUGUUGUACAAACUGGAGCCAGAGACUGCACAGUAGGGAAAAGGGGGACCUUUAUAUGGGAAUGAAGUCCAGGCAUCCACUAAGCACAUGAGACACAGCAACUAUACAAGGACUCAAACUGUCCCUGAUUUAACCACAAAAUAUUAUGAUCAUGUCCAAGUAAAACAAUAACUUAACAAAUCAGUGCAUGGGGUGACAUUAGACAUAUGUGCUAUUACGUGCCCUUUGCCAAUAGAAUAACUGUUAAAUUGACUUAAUGUGAAGCGUGAAACCAAUUUAUAUAAUGUCACACUAUGGGUUCUGACAUUGUCAUGUAAAUGUACUGUGAUAUAUAUUUUUAUAGAAUAUUAUUUUUCUAAAAUAUAUUUUAUAUACAUUCUUACGAUUUUUUUUCCUUUAUUCAUUUAUAUCAGAAAUUGAAAUGUUAUUCCAAAAUAUUUAAAGAAAUGUUUAAAUAAAAAACUUUCAGAUGCAGAGAAUUAUUGAACUUGUAGUUAUGUAUCGGCGAAAUCCUCUUCUACAAAAGGUGCUUCGGGGAAUCGUGUGAUUGUAGCCUUCAUUGAAGGAGGAAAACGAGAACAGGUCAUGUUUCAUUCGGUCAUUUAUUACAUACACAAUACUUUUUUUUAUAAUUCGAUCGUUUCCAUAUUUUUAUACAGUCUAUCUUCCCAGCACAGACCUGUUCCGUGAUUCGUUGUCUUGGCAACCAGUUAAUAAUUUCCGGGUCACAAUGAGCCUGCCCGUCGUCGGAAAUAAAUAGUUCGGAAGUAAAUGGAGUUAACAGAAUUUUAGCUGCGGUCUUCCAUGCGUUCGUACUACUACAUGGCUUUACGUUUUAAAUCCAUUUUUUGACGGCUUUCUUAUCAUUCUUAUUAUGUAUUUGCCUCAGCGAUGGAAACAAAUUAGAGUGAGCCGUGAGUGACAAUUCAAAAAGGGGAGACUUUGGAGCUGGAGAGAGAGCGAGAGAGAGAGAGAACAACCUGAGAGCGCAUUGAUUAGUUGGAUUUGUAAAUACUGCCCGGAAGUAUUGAGAUGCAAAGGUCAAGUUUGAACCAAUGCAAAGCCAUGGAGGAGAGGACAAGUGGAUAUUUGAUGAGCAAGGAGCAAAAAGACAUACUGACCAACAUGAAGGAGGAAGAGGAUGAAGAUGAGAAGAGGGUGAGUGUGAAAAUGGAGAGGGAUGAAGAAGGACUCUGUAUGGAGAAAGAAACAGAGGAGGGACAUGCAACUGAACAAGUCACCCACAUUUUCAAAUGUGAGAGCAAUGAAGCAGAAUCAGAAUUUAGGCAACAGGAAGGGGAGGAACUGUUCGCUCUGGUGACUUCCUGUUUGCUGAAACAGCCUAGAGUGCUGAUUCAGCGACUUGAAAUUGGCAAUGGAUCGGUUUCUGUGCCAUCACACUCACAUUCUGUGGCCUAUGGAAGAGGUCAGGGUGCAAAAUCUCCAUGGAGACUACAUGAGCUCUCACCAGUGAGAGGAAACGGGUCACUGAGACAGAAGGGUCAGGUAAUGACCCGGAAGAGGAAGACCGUUGGCCAGAUGGAGAGACCCAUGAAUCUGCUGCCAUCUUCAUCAGGGAACGGGAUCUGUGCUGAUGAAGCCUCCCUUAUACCUCCGAUCAUCUCCCCCAGGAGCCAAAACGCAGGGCAAGCUGCUGAGGUGUCGUCUCAGGUCUUUGCCUGCUCCCAGUGCCCAUUCGUUCACACAGAGGAAGUGAAUCUUCAGCAGCACAUUGAGAAGGUUCAUUCAGAUGAGGACAGCAGGACCCUGGGGUCCCAACAACCUCCCAGCAGCACACAUGAAUACUCCCCCCCGCCACAGUCCCACACAGGCACUCCUGGGCCCCACACUUGCUCCCAGUGUGGGAAGAGUUUCUGCCUGUCAAGUCAUCUCAAGUUACACCGGCGAACUCAUACAGGGGAAAGCCCAUACCAGUGCUCCCAGUGUGGGAAGAGUUUCGCUCAGUCGCAUAGACUGAAGGUACACCAGCGAACUCACACAGCAACACUUUCCUCCAUGGAUGAAUGCAAGUUGUUCUCUGCAUCCCGCCCUCCCUCGCAAGGAGUGGUGGAUUCUACCAAGCUGACAAACACCGACAACCAAUCAGAUUUCACGUCCAACCCAAUUACAUUUUUAAGCCCCUCCUCUUCAGGCAAAGACAUAAAGGCAGAAUCUGUGAUGGACUGCACAGAUUACACGGGGGUGGAGUCAAGGUCAAGUUUGGACAGAUGUGAAGACAUUGAGGAUAGGACAGAGAGGAAAACUGGAUAUUUGAUGAGCAGAGAGCAACAGGCCAUCCUAAUCAACAUGAAGAAAGAAGAGGAGGAAGACUGGGAGCAGCAGAGUGUGAAAAUGGAGAGAGAGGAUGGAGUGAGAGAUGAAGAGGGACUCUGGAAGGAGGAAGAUAAAGAGAGGGAUGAACAGAUGGAAGGACAUGUACCCAAUCAAAUCAUCCAAAUUUACAAAUGGGAUGUGCAUGACAUAAAAUCAGAAAAUGGCCAACAGGGAGGGGAGGAGCCGUCUACUUUGGUCACUUCCUGUCUGCUAAAACAGCCUAGAGUGCUGAUUCAGAGCACAGAGGUUGCAGAUAAUUUGCUUCCUGCAUCAUCACCUCCUCAUCCAAUGGCCAGUGAAAGAGGUCAGGGAGCGAGAUCUCCAUGGAUACGGUAUGAGCUCUCACCACUGAGAGGAAACGGAUCUCUGAGACAGAAGAAGGGUCAGGUCAUGACCCGGAAGAGGAAGCCAACUGGCCAAUUGGAGAGACCCCUGGAACUGCUGCCAUCUUCAUCAGAGACCAGGAUCUGUGCUGAAGCCUCCCUUAUUUCUCCUGUCAUCGCCUCCCAGAACCAAAACACAGGACAAGCUGUUGAUGUGUCCUCUCAGGUCUUUGCCUGCUCCCAGUGCCCAUUCGUUUGCACAGAGGAAGUGAAUCUUCAGCAGCACAUUGAGAUGGUUCACCCAGAGGAGCUCAACAGGACUCUGGGGUCCCAACAACCUCCCAGCAGCACACACCAGCACCCCACUCCCCCUAAGACACUCCCCACCCCGCCACAGUCCCACACAGGCACUCCAGGGGCCCACACAUGCUCCCAGUGUGGGAAGAGUUUCCGCCAGUCAAGUCACCUGAAGCUACACCAGCGAAUUCAUACAGGAGAGCGCCCAUACCACUGCUCCCAGUGUGGAAAGAAUUUCAGCUACUUAAUCACUCUGAAGGUGCAUGAACGAAUUCACACAGGUGAACACCUAUACUGCUGCUCCCAGUGCGGCAAGAGUUUCACACAAUCAGAUAAACUGAAGGUACACCAGCGAAUUCACACAGGUGAGCGCCCGUACCACUGCUCCCAGUGUGGAAGAAAUUUCAGUCAGUCAAGCCAUCUGAAGCUACACGAGCGAACUCAUACAGGGGAACGCCCUUACCACUGCUCCCAAUGUGGGAGGAGUUUCAGUCAGUCAGGUCAUCUAAAGUUACACCAGCAAACUCAUACAGGUGAGCGCCCAUACCACUGCUCUCAGUGUGGGAAGAGUUUCACUCAGGCAGAUAAAAUGAAGGUGCACCUGCGAACUCACACAGGUGAGCGACCAUACCACUGCUCGCAGUGCGGCAAGAGUUUCAUUAAUUUACAGAAUCUGUCGGAACACCAGCGAAUCCAUACAGGCGAGCGCCCGUACCACUGCUCCCAAUGUGGUAAGAGUUUCGCUCAGUCAUAUCCCCUGAAGCUGCACCAGCGAACUCACACAGGUGAGCGCCCAUACUGUUGCUCCCAGUGCGGGAAGAGUUUUGCUCAGUCCUAUAAUCUGAAGCUACACCAACGAUCUCAUACAGUCGAGUGCCCUUUGUCUAGUAUGUGUGAAGUAUCGCUUUAGCAGAAAUGUUUUUGUUAAUAUUAGUAGUGUCAGCACUGUUUUGAUUAAUCCGGUGCUUUUGGUGAAUUUUAAUCAUCAGUGUCUGCAAAAGUUAUCUUUUGGUAUUUAACAAACAGUAAUAAUUAUUUUUGUUUAGUGAAAAUUAAUUAUCGUGUGCAUUAUGAAGUAAGAUCUUGAUCUAUAACAAACUGUGGUAGUUUUUUUGUGCCUGUUUGGCUCAAGUUAAUCCAUCUGUGCACGUUGUAAGAUUUAUCCUGAGUGUUGUUCGUGCUUUUUCGUGAAAGUAAAUCUGUUCCUGUGCCACCCUCUUUGAAAUACACAGCAGUCCAUAGGUAUUUGGACAGGGACACAACCUUUGUCAACCUUGGCUCUGUACUCCAGCACAUUGGAUUUGAAAUAAAACAACUGAUAUGAGGUUAAAGGGCUCACUGGCAUCUCUAAUUUGAGGGUAUCUACAUCCACAUCUGAUGACCAGUGAAGGAUUUAGAGCCGUGUUUAUACACAGGAAACAGAACAUGGGAACACCAACUCUCACUCUCAACUGAGCAACCGUGCUGAAAUAAACGAAUGAAACUGUA